AGGCCCCGGUGGCUUCCGGUCUUCACCGGAAGUCUUUGAGCUGCAGCAGCGCGCGCGUGUGGGCUGCUGGUGGUAACGGUUUCUUUCCGGUCUCUCUCUCCGUCUGUUGGCUGAGGCUCGCUCGCGGCCAUGGCGUAUCGCGGGCAGGGCCAGAAGGUGCAGAAGGUGAUGGUGCAGCCCAUCAACCUCAUCUUCAGGUACCUGCAGAAUAGGUCCAGGAUUCAGGUGUGGCUCUAUGAACAGGUGAACAUGCGGAUAGAAGGCUGUAUCAUUGGUUUUGAUGAAUACAUGAACCUGGUUCUGGAUGAUGCAGAGGAGAUACACUCAAAAACAAAAGCAAGGAAACAGCUGGGUCGGAUCAUGUUAAAGGGGGACAAUAUUACUCUUCUACAAAGUGUUUCUAACUAGACUUGUCAUUCAGAGGGUGGAAUGCACUAAAGAGUGUUCUGAACUAGAAUUUUCAGUCAAUAUGUGGGGCGGACUAAACAUUAUUAUAAACAAGAGUCACUGUGCUGGGAAAGUGGAUGGUGUUUUGAAAAUAAAAAAACUCCAAAUGAGCUUGAUUUGAAAAGAGUAAAAACAGUAACUUAGCUGAUAUCUUUCCUUACCUUUGAUAGUAAGAUUUUUUACAUUAGAGUAUCAAUUAACGUCGGAGUUAAAUACAAUUUUUAUGUUAACUGUGAACUUAAAUUUAUUUGAUCUCAUGCGUACAUACCUCCCUCACUGUUUUUGUUGGGGGGAAAUAUGUAAUCUGAAAUAAACCUUUUUUUCUUAAAA
This is a messenger RNA of Mauremys reevesii (Reeves's turtle), 777 nucleotides long. It is a transcript of the gene SNRPE, whose product is annotated as small nuclear ribonucleoprotein polypeptide E. Bases 130 to 408 code for a protein of 92 amino acids. NCBI's taxonomy places the organism in Eukaryota, Metazoa, Chordata, Testudines, Geoemydidae. Gene Ontology annotation, molecular function: RNA binding. The record is from RefSeq and is a predicted model, not a curated record. The transcript is spliced from 5 exons. Gene Ontology annotation, biological process: mRNA splicing, via spliceosome; spliceosomal snRNP assembly. Gene Ontology annotation, cellular component: U1 snRNP; U2 snRNP; U4 snRNP.